Molecule: messenger RNA, 3051 nt
Organism: Leishmania mexicana MHOM/GT/2001/U1103
Lineage: Eukaryota; Euglenozoa; Kinetoplastea; Trypanosomatida; Trypanosomatidae
Exons: 1
Coding region: 1-3051 (1016 amino acids)
Source: RefSeq, a predicted model, not a curated record
AUGGGUGGCGCGCUGCCAUUUCGGCGACGCCUUCUGCUGUCUUCACAGGCAAAGGUGUUUGGGCUCCAGCGCAGUGACCUACAAAGGAAAGAUGUUGUCAACAUAGCACUGCGCACCCCGAGACGGUGGGUGUCGUCUCUGCCACCACCUGCCGCUCCGCCGUCACCACCGGCCCCCGCAGGUCACUUGAACAUUCACGGCGAGAGCAAUUCGGGCCGAAUGCCGGCCACCUCGCGCAGUGGCGCACAUAGUGUAGAUGCACACGUGGUAACACAGUUCGUCGCACCAGUGAAGUCAAGUGUGUGGAGAGCGCAGGGCCGUUUCCGUCACCGAGGGCGACGACGUCACGGUGCCAUGACGUCAGGAGAGUCGAGCACCGAGCGUAUCGAGGCCGCCACGUCACGCAGUGCAUCCGGCGCCGAUGCUCCACUAGCUGCGAGUUACGCCGCUUGUAUGCGUCCAGAACCCCCGUGCGCCUCACUGCUGCUACACACCAGUACCAGUGACGCGCACUCUGCCAUGUCGCCGCUGCACUGGCGACUGUGUCAGCUCAUUGGCACCGGGGCGUGGUGCGAAGCGCUGGAAGUGCUUCGCUGCCACGAGCAAGAAAACCCCACCGCCACCCAACAUGCGCAAGCGUCACGGCCCGCUUCGCCAGCAAGUGGUUUGCAUCUCCGCAGAGCCAGUGCGCUGACAGCCGCUGAGGACGCCGACGAUUGCGCGAUGAUUCCUUUCAUGCUUGUAUCGCUGCAGGAGGUGUCUGUUUGGCUGCUGUUGUGGUGCGGCCACGGCGCGGCUGCGUGGCAUGUGUGGCGGCGCACCAUGCAGGCUGUCUCGCCGCCGUCAUCGCCACGGUUGGCGUUGUUGCUCGCUCUUUUUACACACGUUGUGGAGCGCGAUACGAUGCGAACGCGCGACAUGCUGCUUCUUUUAGAGAUGAUGAACAGCAGUGCCACCGCUCCCCCGAGAGAGGUCAAAAUUGGGCAGAUGGACCCGGAGAACCCUGCGCCGCCCUUGCGCGUAUGGCGACAUCUUUUCGGGCAAUGGUUGUGGUGCUGCAACGAGUGCACCGACCCGAGCAAGAGUCCGUCGCAGGCCCACCGUCGUUGUCUUGGUUUAUUCCUGGAGGAAGCAGUUGGGGAGCUGACGAAGCUCGCCUUCUGGAAUUCUGCCACUCGAGCGGGACAGCAUAUGGGCGCAAUAACAGAGACAGUGGCGCUGCUUCUGCUAGCGCUUCUUGAUGCGCACAGCACAUCUGACGAGUGGCAGCGUCUGUUGAAGGAGGAGCUUACCACGGUCUGCGACGGCAAGCGAAAGAAAACGAGCAGCGACAGUCGUCGCAGCGCAUCGGCGGCGUGGUGGGAAAGGAAUCAGGAGCAGCCACCGCUGCUAUCGCCGUCGGUGUGCGCGUUGAUGAGCGAGGUCGUCCAGUCCAUUCUCUUGGGCUCUUCCUCAACGGCGGAUGACGUCCGAAGGGAUGAUGGUGAAGGAGCAGAUGGGCAAGGUCAUAUGCGCCUGCGGACGGUAUUCAGCAACGCAGCGCGUACCUUACAACGUCUUCGCGGCCACUGCAGCCCCGCCGCGCCAGAGAACGGUGGAGACGCGUUAGAGACCUUCCGCAUGUGGCAUGAGCAGAUUGUGGAGACUGAGGGCCUUGGUGGCACCUGGGAAGCACUGCGGCUGGCUAUGCGCUCACUACCAGCGCAGUCACGCCUUGCCAGCCUGGACCAGCCAACGACCCAGGCAGCUGGGCUUUCACUGAAGCGGCUGCUGCAACGCAUCGACGAUGCCACGGCGCAAGGCGACUGGACCACAGCAUUGCGGCUCUGCUUGAGUCACAACUCUCGUGAAGGUCUUCCUGACAUGGUGGGCACGGAUAGUUUGAGUGUAGACACACAGGACUGGGUGCUCGAGGCGGUGAAGGGCCCUUCUCGCUGUCGCUCGUCAACGUCCACGCCCCUGCCGGUAGAUCCAUUCUCGUUUCUUCACCGACUUGGCAAGGGCCUCGUUGCGUGCGAGGUGGUCCAGCCUUCUGGCGCAUCGUGGCAAGGAGCCUUGGCUCUGUGGAACUUUGCCCGACGGUAUUGGCACCACGCGGUGUGUGCAUCUCCAUCCGACAACGCUGUCAUUCCAGAGACGAGGUCUGAACUAUUGCACACCGGCCCCCGACCGUCAAGGCCUGCAUCGCCGUUGGUGUCGCUGAGUCGCGCACUUGGACGCAUUGUCGUCCUCCUCGCGUUGGCCGGGCGUUGGGCGGAGGCGCUGGCGUGCUUCCACGAGAUCCCGGACGCCUACCUGGAUGGCUUCGUGGUGUCGCAGGUCGCGUACGCCCUGCGUCACUGCCCAUCACAGAACAGGGCCGUUCUGGACUUGUGGGCCGUGUGGCGGUGCCGCGUAGGUGAUGCUGUGGAUCCGACGGAGAUAAUGACGUACAAGCUGUUGAACGCGAUGCUGCAUACGUCAGUCAAGGCAACUUCUCCAGUGGCCACCUUGUCUUCCACAUCUUAUCAGUCACCAACCAUGGUCGCGGCUAAGGUGGCCACUGCGGUGCUCAUAGCCGCAGCGGACGCGUCUCCUGCCGCGCCUUCCACGCUGGCGACGGAUGCGCGACACGCAGCCGUGACCCCUGGUACAGCGCUACCACUAGAUUGGUCGCGGAGGCGUCACACUAUUCGCGGCGUCAUAGCGGAUCGCUGGGUGGGCAGCUGGGCUGACGCACUUCGUGUUGCACUUGCAAGCCGUGAUGUUUCUCUGCUAGUCGAAACUGUUCUACAAUGUGCGCCGGCGGUGCAUUCACCAAAGUUGUACUCGGACGUGAGGCGAAUACUCCAGGAGAAGGGUGUCGUUCUGUCGCCCGCUGAGCGGGCAACCCUGCUGGCGCUAUGGGGCGAAGGGCGGAGGUCGAGGUUCGGCUGCGACAGUGACGUGGGUGCUGGAAAGAACACCUCUCCAACUGGGGAGGCUGUGCUGACAAACGGUGAUGGCGGCGGUGCCCGCCAGCAUGUCCUUGACACAGAGGCCUUCCUCGACGAGCUGCUAGGGUUCGACUAG